Miscanthus lutarioriparius is the source of this 1059-nucleotide messenger RNA. NCBI's taxonomy places the organism in Eukaryota, Viridiplantae, Streptophyta, Magnoliopsida, Poales, Poaceae. The record is from the annotation of a GenBank genome assembly.
AUGCAGGCCGCCGCCGCCGCCGUCCGCCACCCUCGCCUAUUCCCGCCAUCCCGGCCCGCGCCGCGCGGCACCAGCGCGCACCCAGCACCCCUCCGCCUCCUCGCCUGCCAUCGGUCCGCGGGGAAGCGCCUCGCCUUCGAGGACCGCGAGUACACCGUCCAGGACCUCGCGGCCCCGGGGGCGUUCGACGGCGUCGACAUCGCGCUGUUCAGCGCCGGCGGGAGCGUCAGCCGUAAGUAUGGGCCCGCGGCCGUCGCUAGAGGCGCCGUCGUCGUCGACAACAGCUCCGCGUUCCGAAUGGACCCCGAGGUGCCGCUCGUCAUCCCCGAGGUCAGCCCCGAGGCCAUGGGGAACGUCCGACUCGGGCAGGGGGCGAUUGUGGCAAAUCCAAAUUGCUCGACCAUCAUCUGCCUCAUGGCUGCCACGCCGCUCCAUCGCCACGCUAAGGUCUUAAGGAUGGUUGUCAGCACAUACCAAGCAGCAAGUGGUGCUGGUGCUGCGGCAAUGGAAGAACUCAAGCUGCAGACUCAGGAGGUCUUGGAAGGGGAAGGCGCCAACACGCAAUAUUUUCAAACAGCAGGUUGCUCUGGCUUACAAAUUGAAUAUGCUUUUAAUAUAUUCUCACACAAUGCACCAGUUCUUGAGAAUGGGUAUAACGAGGAAGAAAUGAAAAUGGUGAAGGAGACCAGAAAAUUUUGGAAUGACAAGGAUGUGAAAGUAACUGCUACUUGCAUACGGGUUCCUGUGAUGCGUGCGCAUGCUGAAAGUGUCAAUCUACAGUUUGAAAAGCCACUUGAUGAGAAAACAAAUUGGUUAUGUUUAUGUUGUAGUAUAAUAUUGAGAGGAGCUCCUGGUGUUACCAUUAUUGAUGACCGUGCUUCCAAUCGCUUCCCUACGCCUCUGGAGGUAUCAGAUAAAGAUGAUGUAGCAGUGGGUAGAAUUCGUCUGGACUUGUCCCUGGAUGAUAACCGAGGGUUGGACAUAUUUGUCUGUGGUGAUCAGAUACGUAAAGGUGCCGCACUCAAUGCUGUUCAGAUUGCUGAAAUGCUCCUGAAGUGA